Molecule: messenger RNA, 1431 nt
Organism: Ectocarpus siliculosus
Lineage: Eukaryota; Phaeophyceae; Ectocarpales; Ectocarpaceae
Source: the annotation of a GenBank genome assembly
AUGAAGCCUGUGUACGGGCCGGUGCGCCCCCCAAAGUGGCCUCGAGGCCCCACGAACGAGUUGCACAACGCUGCAGGCAGCGGUUGCAUUCCGCAUACAGCGGCGCUGCUCUCAGGAGAUCAAGAGUUCUCGCAUAAAGGACAUGGCUGUUGUGCUAAACACAAAACCGGAGUUUCGGCUGGGGAGAUAGAUAUCAACGAGGGUGAUGAAACGGGCACGACACCUCUCAUCUACGCCGCUCAGGGAGGUUACCCACGAGUCGUCCGGAUGCUCCUUCAAGCCGGGGCAAACGUCGCAGUGGAGGCAGACACCAUGUAUACGGCCCUCCACGGUUCUACCGUGACCGGACGCCAAGACGUGGCUCAGAUGCUGAUCGACGCCGGGGCCAAUGUGGAUGCCGGGAACGAGGAUGGCAUGACACCAUUGAUGUUUGCUGCGACGGACGGAAAAUUGGCCGUCGCGAAAGUGUUCAUCGCGGCGGGAGCAAAGGUUGACGCCCGUUCGGCCAACGAGGAAACCGCGUUGUGUCGUGCUGCACAAGGGGGGCACGUGGACAUGGUCAAGCUGCUCCUUGCUGCUAAAGCAAACCCAACGCUAGGGUCGAUGAACACGAGGAUGGAUGGCCUUAAAUGGGUAUGCUUGCCGUUGGACGCUGCGUCGGAACGCGGGCACGAGUCGGUGGUGCGAGAGCUGCUGAAUCUCGGGCUGAAGGCAUGCGGCGGCCCUAGUCGCGGCAGGGAUGCGCUCUUUAUGGCCGCACAGGAUAACCGCGUAGGAGUGCUGACCAUGUUGAGGGAUGCGGGAGUAGUGGAUAGGGGCAAGGCCAUCGUCGCGGCGGCUGGCUUUGGCCGCGAGGCAUCCGUCAGGUUCCUUUUGAAGCAGGAACGGGCUACGACUCGGAUCGAUUACGCCAACACCCGUGACGAGGCUGGCCGCACCUUGUUCUAUCGUGCCGCUUGGGGCGCGUAUCCGAGGAUCGGUCGGUGGCUUCUUGAUGCCGGAGCGGACGAGACGCUGACGUCCGUGGUACAGCCUUUCCUGCGUUAUGAUAAUAUGCGUUUUGAGGACACAGCCCUGAAACUCGUCCUCCGGAGCCUCAGUUCAAAGCAAUACCGCUUCGAGCCCGCCACGGACGACCAGAUGCUCCGGCUGCAAGCAUUCCGCCGCUUGCUUUUACAGAUAGACGCAGUUCGUGCGAUCUCUUGGCCGUGGCCUAUCCCUGUCCCCUCCAUACCCCAGGGUGUGAGCGGUGGGACCGUGGCAACAUCAAAACCUGUGAAGUUAAUGCCAACCAAGUGGAGACGAACAGGAAGCCGUCAUGUGCUCGCGGCGCAACUCUUCAGGUUGGUGCUCCUGCUGCCAAACCGAUGCCCACCUCUUUCUCCUUUCCUUCGUCGAAUCGCUCCGCUUGGUAUUCCAGUUGUAGCUUAA